This is a messenger RNA of Columba livia (rock pigeon), 3607 nucleotides long. RefSeq names its product zona pellucida glycoprotein 1 (gene ZP1). Gene Ontology annotation, biological process: prevention of polyspermy; binding of sperm to zona pellucida. Bases 866 to 3532 code for a protein of 888 amino acids. The record is from RefSeq and is a predicted model, not a curated record. Lineage: Eukaryota; Metazoa; Chordata; Aves; Columbiformes; Columbidae. Gene Ontology annotation, cellular component: egg coat. The transcript is spliced from 12 exons. Gene Ontology annotation, molecular function: structural constituent of egg coat; acrosin binding.
AUGAGGCUGUUAAGAUUUUGGGGGGGGCUAUAGCCAAACCCCCAGCUCUGUGCACCCUUUCGCUAUAAACCGGGGUUCAGCACCAAGAGAUGGUGGGAUCGGAGUGGGUUUCUCCCCCCAAAACGCUGAGGACAGCGACUCCCAUGGGGCAGGGGGAUCAAACCCCCCAAAAUGCUGGGACAGGGGAUGGCACAGGGUCACGGUUGGCAGGUGCUGGGGCAGGAGGUGGCCGUGACCAUCACAGCGGCAUCGGGGCGGGGGGUGACUUAGUUUAGUCUAUAAUCAAGAUAAAACCCAGAAAGGAAAGUUCUGGAAAACAGGGGGAGAGGAAACCCCCAAAGCAGCCACCCCAGGGGACCGAGGUCCCUUCUCCCAGGGGACAAAGGGCCCUGUGGAGGAUUUUCUGUUCCCGGUGGCAUUGCCAGCAGGGUGUGCAGCCGCCAAGGGGGGAAUCGGAGACAAUUACCCCAUCAUCUGUCCCCAGAACUCACCGAAGACGUGACAUUGUGCUCCAGAUGUCCCCAGAUGCCAUCGCUGUCCUCACCGGCUCCUGGCAAGGCGGGGGGACACACAGCAGCCCCGUCCCGGUCGGUGUGGUCCCCGUUCCCCGUUUGCAGGACAAUCUCUCCCGCCGCGGGACAAACAGCUUCGUGUUCCUCCCUGGUGACCCCGGCACGGCCACGGGAGGUGACAGCGCGGUCGGGGGCACCGAGGUCACCAGUGGCAGGGGAGCGCGGAGCCCUGGCCGGGCACCGUACCGGCACGGCCCUCCGGUCAUCUGACCCCCCCCCGCCACGUCCCAGCCCUAUAAAUCCCCGUCCCCAGCACCGAGCCACAAACGAGCCCCAGUGUCACUGUCACCGCCAUGGGACGGGGCUGCUCCCUCCUCCUGCUGCUGCUGCUGCUGCCCCCGGGUCCCCGAGCCGCCGUCUCCCUCCUGCGCUACCGCUACGACUGCGGGGACCAGGGGAUGCAGCUGCUGGCGCAUCCCCCCCCCGGCCGCACCGUCCGCUUCAAGGUCCUGGAUGAAUUUGGGACCCGCUUCGACGUGGCCAAUUGCUCCAUCUGCCUCCACUGGCUCAACACGGGGACGGACGGCACCGUCAUCUUCUCCUCUGGCUACGAGGGCUGCCACGUCCUGGUCAAGGAGGACCGGUACGUCCUGAGGGUGCAGCUGGAGGAGCUGCUGCUCAGCGGGGUCCUGGUGGCCUCCUACCAAGUCAACAUGACGUGUCCGCAGGCGGCGGACGACGAGAUCGUCAACACCCGCACCGAGCACCAGCCCGGCCGUGGUGACACCGGCCACCGGCCCCAGACCAAUGUCCUUGUCCCCCUGUCCCAGCCUGGCCUCCUGCACCAUGUGUCCCAGUCUGUCCUCGCCCACCCGGGACCCCAAAUCUCUGCCCAAAGCCACUCGGAGCGGGGACAUCCCAUAGCUCAGACCCAGCCUGUCCUACUGCACCCAGGGAUCCAGUCCCAGCCUAGCCAGGCUCGCCCAGGGCUCCAGCCGCACGGGGGCUUCAUACGCCCGGGCAUGCAGCUCCCAGCCCAGCCUGGGCUUCAAAACCCAAACCGGGCUGGCUUGGUGCGCCCUGGAGCUCAAACCCAACACAACCUCCUUCGCCCAGGGGUUCAGACCCAAAAUCAGCCGGGACUUGUGAGCCCCGGAGCUCAAAACCAACCAGGUUUUCUUCGCCCAGGGGUUCAGACCCAGAAUCAGCUGGGACUUGUGCACCCUGGAGCUCAAAACCAACACAAUUUUCUUCGUCCCGGGGUUCAGACCCAAAACCAGGCUGGUUUGGUGCACCCCGGAGCUCAAACCCAACAUCUCCUUCGUCCAGGGCUUCAAAACCAAAUCCAGCCUGGGCUUGUGCACCCUGGAGCCCAAAGCCAACCAGGUUUUCUUCGCCCAGGGGUUCAGAUCCAAAAUCAGCCUGGAUUUGUGAGCCAUGGAGCGCAAAACCAACCAGGUUUUCUUCGUCCAGGGGUUCAGCCCCAAAACCAGCCUGGUUUGGUGCACCCUGGUGUCCAGUCUGGUUUAACACACGCUGGUGCUCAAACUCAAACUGGCUUUGUACGCCCAGGAGCUCAGCCCCAAAACCAGCCUGGUUUAACUCGCCCCAGCCUUCAGACCCAGUCCCAAACUGGUCUCCUCCACCCUGGGCUCCAGAGCCAAACUGGGCUAUCUCACCUUAGUCCCCAGUCGGGUUUAGUCCACUCAGCUCUGCAGAGCCAAACUGGGCUGGUCCAUUCCCAACCCGGCCUAAUGCACCCGGGUCUCCAGUCCCGCCCAGGUUUGGUCCACCCUGGGUUCCAGGCUCAGCCUCAGCCGGGUUUAGUGAGUCCAGGACUCCAGCCCCAAGCCCAGCCUGGCUUACUGCACCCCGGGCUUCAGACCCAGCCUAGGCUGCUGCAGUCCACGGCUCUCUUCUACCCCUCUGCAGGGGCAGGGACGCAGCUGACGCGGGAGCAGUGCCAGGUGACGGUGGGGAGGAUGGCGUGCGUGGCCCCCCCGGGCCGGGAGCCAUGUCUGCAGGCGGGAUGCUGCUACGAUGACAUGGACCGCGUGGCGCCCUGCUACUACGGCAACACAGCCACCGUGCAGUGCCUGCUGGACGGUCACUUCGUGCUGGUGGUGCCACGGGGACUCGUCACCCAGCCCUACAACCUGGACAGCGUGCGCCUGGCCAGCGCGCAGCCCGGCUGCCAGCCCCUGCGCGUCACCGACGCCUUCGUCAUGUUCCGCUUCGCCGUCACCCAGUGCGGCACCACCGUCCAGGUGAUCGAGGACCAGCUGGUCUAUGAGAACCAGCUCAUCUCCACCAUUGAUGUCCAGGGGUCCCCCCGCGGCUCCAUCACCCGCGACAGCACCUACAUCCUCCAAGCUCGCUGCAUCUACAACGCCAGCGACCUGCUGCCGCUCCACAUGGAGGUGGCCGUCCCUCCCACCGUCACCCCCCUGGCCAUGCAGGGACCACUGGGGCUGCAGCUCCGCAUCGCCACUGACGAGAGCUACAGUUCGUACCACGCCGAGGGCGACUUCCCGCUGGUGCGGGUGCUGCGGGACCCCAUCUACGUGGAGGUUCGGCUGCUGCACAAGACGGACCCCAACUUGGUGCUGGUUCUGCACCAGUGCUGGGCAUCCCCUGGCACCCCCGGCACUGCCGAGCCCCAGUGGCCCAUCCUGGUGGAUGGGUGUCCCUACACGGGUGACAACUACAGGACGCAGCUGGUGCCGGUGGGACCAGCCACACCGCAGCUGCCCUUCCCCAGUCACUACCAGCGCUUCGUCAUCUCCACCUUCACCUUCGUGGAGCCGCCCUCCAUGGCCGUGCUGGAAGGAGAGGUGUACAUCUCCUGCAGCGCCUCGGUGUGUCACCUGGCCCAGCCCGAGCCCUGCCGGCCCUCCUGCCAGCUGGGAGUGCCCUCGCGAGCCCGUCGCUCCCUGGGUGACAACGGGACAACUGAGGCCAUCGUCACCUCGCAGGGACACAUCAUCUUCCCCAAGGUCCCCAAGGCACAGAGAGGCUGAGGCCAAAGGGACGGGCCAGACACCACUUGACAUCCCCCAGCAAGCUGGAAAAAUAAACCGGUUCAUAACGCGGUG